Eruca vesicaria subsp. sativa (arugula) is the source of this 492-nucleotide messenger RNA. NCBI's taxonomy places the organism in Eukaryota, Viridiplantae, Streptophyta, Magnoliopsida, Brassicales, Brassicaceae. The record is from the annotation of a GenBank genome assembly.
AUGAGUGUUGAUCCAAGGGUGAUUGUUGCCACAAACACGAACCCGAGAAUGGUUGGAGGUAUUGAGAUUUUCAGAUUACUAUCGAUUACUAAAGACUCUGGUCUUUCAUCAACCGCACCACUUUUGAGAGAGAUUCCAAAAGUCAAGCCUUUGACCAUAGCUGAGGUUAACAACUUUGCCACCAUUGCUCUGUCUCAGAUAUGGAAGGAAAGACCUACGCUAUAUAAUUUCACAUCAAGUCGUCAGUCCUUCACUAUCACACGCAUUCUUUCUGAGCUUGAGCGUCUGCUUCUCCUCGGUUUCAUCGACAAUGGAGGAGGUUCUAUCGAUGUUGGCGUCAUGACAGCUGAUAACCCAAUACCUCCUAAACCAGAGUCUGGAGGGAACAGUGGUGAAAGAGGUUUGAUUUCAAAUUCAGCACAUAUUGGUAGUGUUCUGAUCAAGUCUACAGACACAACUUUGAAAGUCGUCAAGAGGCCGUGUUUGUCUUAA